Molecule: messenger RNA, 1220 nt
Organism: Rhopalosiphum padi (bird cherry-oat aphid)
Lineage: Eukaryota; Metazoa; Arthropoda; Insecta; Hemiptera; Aphididae
Gene: l(3)73Ah
Product: polycomb group RING finger protein 3
Exons: 5
Coding region: 144-800 (218 amino acids)
Biological process (GO): regulation of transcription by RNA polymerase II
Cellular component (GO): PRC1 complex
Source: RefSeq, a predicted model, not a curated record
UUUAUCUCGGAGAAGUGAAAACUGUGAAUAAUUAAUAAUUAUCAUACUAUAUUUGUUAUUUAUUACUUAUGGUUAAUAGUUUUUUUAUCCAACUUCAAAUUUGUUAAUAAACGAUUUUUAAAUUUGUGAUUUUGUGAAAAAUAAUGGAAAAACUGAUUAAAUUAAAAACUCUUAAUUGUCAUAUAACGUGUAAAAUAUGUAGAGGAUAUUUAGUGGAUGCAACAACAGUAACAGAAUGCUUACAUACAUUUUGCAAAAGCUGUCUUGUGAAACAUUUAGAAGAAAACAACAGUUGUCCUACUUGUCAAAUUGUUAUACACCAAUCACAUCCAUUGCAGUAUAUAAGUUUUGAUCGUACAAUGCAGGAUAUUGUAUUUAAAUUAGUGCCUGGGCUUCAGUUAGAUGAAAUUAAGCGUGAAAGAGAAUUCUAUAGAAUCAGAGGUUUACCAUACCCUAAAGAAGUCCCGGCUGGUACUGAAAUUGAUGAUGAUAAGACAGCACAAGAUCAAGCUGCAGCAGAUUCUGAUUACCAUAGAACAGAUGAACAAGUAAAUAUCGGAUUGGAAUGUGUUGCAUCUCACUUGAAAUCGUUAAAGAAAAAGUUCCUAAGAGUGUCAUCUCAGGCCACUAUUACACAUCUUAAGAAAUUCAUUGCUGUGAAAGUACUUGAUGGAUCAGAUAAAUACAGAGACAUUGAUAUAUUGUGUAAUGAUGAAUUAUUGGGAAAAGAUCAUACUCUUAAAUUUGUAUAUGUAACAAGAUGGCGAUUCAGAGAACCUCCUUUAAAAACUUCAGUAUAGGCCAAAAUUAGAUUUGUAAAUUAUUUUUUUGAUCUGUUAUAUUCAGUAUUGUAUCUUUUUACUUAUCGUAUGUACAACUUUUUUUUUAAACUUAUGUCUGUUCAUUUUAAUUAAAAAUCAUAAUGUAUUAAAAUACAUUUUAAAUAUUACUGUUAAAUGAAAUACAUUUAACUUUUUUUAACACUUUUACAAUCUUAAAAAUAUAUGUAUUGCGUAUAACAUACAUAUUAUUUAUAUCAAUCUUAGAUUAAUAUAUUUGUAUAUAAUAUAAAAUAAAUUGAAUGGGUUUUGUAUUUUUUUAAAAGCAUGAUUUUUAAUUAAAUGUUAGUAAAAUUAUUAUAAAAGAUCAUAUCAACAUUGUUUAGUUACUAAUUAUUUAUAAAUAAUUUUACUUUUUAUGAUUAAAAUAUUUUUUAUUAA